This is a messenger RNA of Gossypium arboreum, 714 nucleotides long. RefSeq lists its product as uncharacterized. The record is from RefSeq and is a predicted model, not a curated record. Lineage: Eukaryota; Viridiplantae; Streptophyta; Magnoliopsida; Malvales; Malvaceae. The coding region runs from base 1 to 714 and encodes 237 amino acids. The transcript has 2 exons.
AUGGCUACAAACACUAAUAUAUUCUCAUUGCGAUCACUCCAUGAGAAGGACAAUUUGAAUGGUUUGAACUUUCAUGACUGGUUCUGUAACUUGAGGAUUGUUCUCAAACAAGAACGGAAAUUAUAUGUCAUUGAACAACCACUUCCUAAUGAACCACUCGCUAAUGCCUCGAGGGCUGAUAGAGAUGCUUACAAAAAACAUUUCGAUGACAUGGUAGACGUUGGAUGUCUUAUGCUUGCUACUAUGAAUCCUGAGCUUCAAAAGCAAUAUGAGGACAUGGUUGCUUAUGAUAUGAUCGAGCACCUGAAAGAACUUUAUCAGGGGCAAUCACGAAAAGAGAGGUUCAAUAUCUCUAAAGCCCUAUUCCAAUGCAAGCUGGCUGAAGGAAGCCCAGUAGGACCUCAUGUCCUUAAGAUGAUUGGUUAUAUUGAAAGCUUGUCUAAGCUUGGCUAUAGCCAGUUUGUCCUCAAUUUUAAUAUGAAUGAAAUUGACAAGACUCUGCCACAGUUGCUCAGUAUAUUGCGAACUACUGAAGGCAACAUGAAAAAGGUUGGACCCAAUCCCAUACUGAUGGUCCGUAACAACAAGGGCAAGGGAAAAACUAAAGUUCAGACAAAGCCCAAGGGCAAAGGUAGGCCCAAUCCUGGAAAAGGAAAGGUUGCACUGAAACCUAAAGGUGGGGUGUCUAUUUAUCCCGUUCACCUUAUCAAGUAA